Venturia canescens is the source of this 5207-nucleotide messenger RNA. RefSeq lists its product as uncharacterized. The coding region runs from base 461 to 2242 and encodes 593 amino acids. Gene Ontology annotation, cellular component: intracellular membrane-bounded organelle. Lineage: Eukaryota; Metazoa; Arthropoda; Insecta; Hymenoptera; Ichneumonidae. The record is from RefSeq and is a predicted model, not a curated record. The transcript has 4 exons. Gene Ontology annotation, biological process: protein peptidyl-prolyl isomerization. Gene Ontology annotation, molecular function: zinc ion binding; peptidyl-prolyl cis-trans isomerase activity.
GAACAGUGGAUUACGAGAGGGCACGCGAGAGCCGUGAUAAGUCGUCAUAAAAUGGCGAUUUGCGGUAUGAUGAGGGGAAUUAGAGGGGGAAAGCAUAUAGAAAAACUAAAUAAGUGACGAAAUUGCGUCAGAGAGAGAGAGAGAGAGCAGCGGAGGAUUGGGUCGUGAGGGGAAGAAAUGGUGGAGGACUGCAAGAAGAAUAGACAGAAGUGCAAAGAGAGCAACAGCGCUGGUGAACCGAGAGCGCGCCACUGCGCGCGCUCCGUGUGAUCUUUAACGCGUUGCGUUAUAGAUGUGUGCGUGUAUUCACGAUCGUUGGUUCGUUGGUCGCCAUGCUAGUGGUUUAGAGUGUGUAGUCAAACAAGAUCGAGUGAAGCAUAAUCCAUAAUGUGGCAAAAGGUUGGCGGGAGUUAAGAAGGGAAAAACAUAAGGACCGACGUGCGAGAGGAAACAGAAAAAGAUGAUGCUGGAUCCAAGUGUUUUGACGGAUCUGGAGGAGUUGACGCUUUGCGGAUAUUGCAAGCAAAAGUUCAACGACCUGGAUCAAUGCCCAAAGUAUUUGAGUUGCAAGCAUUACUUUUGUCUGCGUUGCAUCGAGAGCAAUUUGCUAAAGGGACGAGAUCUUUUUUGCACUCACUGCUGGAAGAGAACAGACCUCGGAGAUCAAGGUCCGGAUUCAUUGCCGACAAACUUGCCCCUCUUAGCACUGGCCAAUAAUUUUUCUCACCUCAAGAUUACAAACAAUGGCAACGCUAAGCCUGAGAAAGAGAGAAAGAGUGAAAAUUGUCACACGCACGGAAUGCCAUUUGCACUAUGGUGCUGUACGUGUUGCACCGUACUUUGUCGCGCUUGUGCGACGCCACAGGAACAUCCUGGCCACCAAAUAAAAUCAUUGACCGACGCCAAAGAACAACUUUUAUCCGACGUACAACUCGAACUAAUAUCAAUGACAAAAUUAUCCUCGGAGAUCCAGAGACUGGCGGUGCAACAGCGUGAAUUUUUAAUAAAAAUUCUGGAGGCUUGCGUAACAUUGAAAACGCACGUGGAGACAGAUUUGCAAAACGGUUGGACGCAUUUUCCGGAGAUAUCGGACGCGCGUGAGGCGUUGGGCAAGGCAAAAGCGAGUUUACAAAUGAUCGAGACACCCGGUGAGAUUUGGAGUUUGCACGGUCAAUUGGCAAUCGACAAACAGAGAUUGCAGGCCAAGUAUCAAGAGAUGAUGUUGCAAUGUCAGCUAGACGAUUUGAUCGGUAACUCCGGAGUGGUAUUUGAUUUCGGGUUGUUGAAGCAAGCGCUGGCGAGUAUACACUCGGGAGAAAGUAUAACUGCGCCGGGAAACGGCGGCACGAGAUCGAAUAAUCAUUUGGCAGCUGCUCAAAAUCCAAUAUUGUUCCUCGCUAACUAUUGCAUGUCGCAGCUGUACUCGCGACACGUCGUGAGCAAACAGCAACACAUGCAAAACGGCUCGAUCGAAUAUCACGGGAACAUUGUUGCCCCAUCAUUGAUUCAUCUCCAAGGACCGCCGCCACAACCGGUGCAAAAUUCUCAACAACAGCAACAACAAUUGUUGAUACAACCUGGCUCACCGUCGAUAAAAUCAACGUCUUCGGGACCUCCGACAUCGAUGUUACAUCCGGUUCAACAAAAUUCAUACAUGCAGGACGGCGUCGGGCCAGUCAUUCUCCACUCGCCGACGCAGAUCACUCCGAACAACGUUACGUCGAAUUUACGAGGACCCAACAAUCCGUAUCCCAUGUAUUACUUCAAUAUAGAAGUAAACUCGGCUCCUCACGGAAGAAUAGUGAUCGAAGUGAGGCCAGACGUCGCCCCGAAAAUGUCGAAAAACUUCAGCGUACUCGCAAGCGGAGAAAUUGGCUUCGGUUAUAAAGGAUGCACGAUAUUUCAAUGCUGGGAGGGCGAGUCAGUGAUAACGGGAGAUUUCGAGCUGAACAACGGUCGCGGUGGUCGUAGCAUUUACGAAGACGGUUACUUCAUGCCAGACGAUACGAAAUUUCCAGCUGUACGUGGCGCCGUUGGGAUGCGUCGUACCCAAAAACGCCACGACAAUUUGGGCAUGGUGGGAUCUCAAUUUCGCAUAAUACUCCAAGAAAUGAGAGGAUUCACCGGCAUUUUCGGACACGUCGUCGAGGGCCUCGAGCUCGUCGAGAAAAUAUCGACUUACGGUGAUCAGACUGGUAAACCGACGAAAACUAUCGUCAUCGCAAAAUCGGGUAAGUUGUAACAAUCGCGUCGCGGCAAUGAGAGCCCUUAAUUUAAUCUAUAUCGAAAUUCAACGAUCUCAUGAUCGCGGUGAACACGAAUUAUUGUUGUCGCUUCUCUGUAUGCAAUGAAAUCCCAACAAUCAAACGAAAGAUCAUUCAAGUAGGGAGCUCUGACAAUGCGUUAAUGUCACAUCGAGAAACGCGAUUGACUCUCGAAACGGUGCAACGUCGAAUUUGACGAAAAAGCAAAAAAAAAAACAAACAAAAAAGGACAAAAUAUGAAGAAAAAAAAUGAAAAGAAAACUUAAUUAACUAUUAAUUAUAGAGUCUAAAAAUGUUGAAUCUAUUUUUAAAUCGCGAACGCAUAAAAAGUUACGACGAAACAAACAAAAAGUUUAAAAAACGAAGUAGAAAAAGAGACGAAAACUAAGCGAAUAGAGAUGAAAGAGAUAUAUAAAACCGUAUUUUGCUAUUAUUGAGAAACAAAUAUGAACAAAAGAGAUAAAUAAUCGAGAAGCCUCUAAUCAGAUUUUCCUUGGCUGUUAUGAAGAUGCAAGGUUUUCUGAGAAACAACAAAAAUGAAUAUACGUACCUCGAAACAAGAAUCGAUCGUUAAUCGAUAAAACUUCUAGAGACUAUCGAAUAUAGUACAUAAUGUAACAUUGAUGACGCCGAUAAUUAGAUCAUUAUUAUGAUGACGAUUAUUACUAUUCCUUCUUGAAAAAAGUCCGUUGCCAUUGAUUUUAUAUGAUUGUGGAUUCGAUUAUCGACGAGAAACGUAAGAAUCGAUAUGUAUGAGUUUUGACGGAAAAUUGUGUGUACCUCGAAAAACAAUCGCCUGAUCACGUCGUAACGAAUCGUAUUGCGAUCGUGUCUAUGUCUUUUAAGUAGUAAGAAAAAAAAACAAACGGAGCAAAAAGACGAGAAAUUAAGAGCUCGAUUGAACGAUGGAAAUACACGCCCAGAGAAAUAUAUAUUAUUAUAUACAUACACGAAGACAUGUAUAUAUUUUUAGCCCGGAAAUUUCUCGCGCGCGCGUACUUUGGCAUGUGUGUAUGUGCGUGUGUAUCGCAUUUAAUUGUUAUUAUUUUGUUUUUGGCCGUGAGAGGAAAAGAAAAACCGCGAAAAGCCAUCGAUAAAAAUAGUUGAAAUCGGCACGACCACGUGUCAAUAGAUUAGCACUUUAUUCCAAAUAUUUUUCCGAACGAGAGGAAUUACAAAAAACAAAUGUUCGAUGUUUGUAUAGAAUAUAUAUAUAUAUAUAUAUAAAGGGAUGAAUUCUAUGCGAGACCCUCUCAACUUCCGACUUUGAGUUUUACGAUGAAACUUCAAGAAACUUGCCUCGAGUCCUGGUGGACACAAACUUUUGCCCCGCCUUAUUUUUUUUCUCCCUAUCAUAUUUUUGUCGAUGUUGACCAACGAACCGUGCGAAUCGUAAUAAUAAGCAUUAGCAUUUAAUGACACUUUAGAUCUCAAUGUUCAAGCAUUUGCCUAAGACGAAGAAUGGGGAAUUCGGAAGCCUCGUAUUUGAAGAAAGCUCAAUUGUGUAGCAACCACGAGAUCCGAGAAUGUUUCACAGAACAUGGGAGGACAAGAGAAAUAAAACAAAUUCCUGGCGCAGCCCUCCGGAAACUUUUUUGUCGAUAUCAUUAAAAAAUAUUAAAUCGUCGGGCCCAGAAUAUUAGAUAUUUAACGAAUCAUUCCGUUACUUCGUAUAUGAUGAAAAAUAAUAAAUAAAAAAUCGGAAGAAAAUUACGAAUGUCUUUCCGCGAUGUACGCUGCUAUACUCGUAAGAAAUUCUCACAACAAUCCAAUGUCGCGUAAACCCGCUGGAACACACAAAUGCGUAAGAAACGUUCCCGGUUAAACUCGCUGGAAUCCAUCGUCUUGUUUUUUCUUGAAAGGUUAUUUUAUUAUAAGUAUGCAUGUGUUUUUGUUCACCGAGUGUACCCGCAGGUCGACUCACGACAUCGACAAAAUGCAGGGUAGUACGAAGAAAUAAAUUAUUCUCACGAACUGUGCACGUACACGAAACGCGAAUUUGUUAACGAGAUGAAAGAUCGUGGCGCUCUUUCUCGAAUAACACGAAUCUCGUACGACGUUGAAAUUGUAAAGUUUUUAACAAUUGUUAAACGACAGUGAGAAGGAUUGUGAGACUCGAGUGUGUGAUAAUCGGGCGACGAAUUUGCAAGAGGAUUGUAACAAUACUCUGCGUCAGACAAAUAGGGGAAAAAGAGCGAAAUAUUUUUUAAUUCUCAUGUUCUAACAUCUUCACAGAAAUAACGCAUAUUUUAUUAUUUAGAUUCGAUCAAUUCAUGAGAUGAGUGAAAGCUUGAGAUAAGAGUGUGAGACUUCUCAUGGAGAAUCUUCACAUGACUGAAUCGAGCAAGAAUAUAGGAAUGGAACGAGAUACACACACGUACUACACAAAAAAUAACAGACCUGUAAAUAAAUAUAUUUUUAUGAACGUACCCGAGGCAAAUGCAAAAUGAAGUAGAAGUUAAAAAAAAAACAGAAUAAAUACAAAAAGACAGCAUAGAUUGUAGCCCGAUCUGAACGAAUCGUUUCGAUCCUCGUCCUCGCGAAUCGAUAUGAUAAUAAUGAUGAAUGAAUGGAAGAGUGGAAAUGUAGACAAAUGAGUAUGUGCUAUUACAAAAGAUAUCGAACUCGCGAUGUUCUUCUCUGUCGAAUUGUGCAUUAUGUCUUAAGUUUUGUCUUGUUUUACUUCAGAAACGAAAACAUGUAAUCAUACGAUUGCGUCGGAACAAAAACAAAGCAAAUCUGUUGAUGCGGAACACAUCAAGUUGUUAACGGCCUACGACAACGCGUGAUCGUGAGGCUUCGCUUGUUCCGUGCUUUAUUUCUUCGUUUUUUUUAUCCUUGUAUUUUAUGCCGAUUCGGUUGGAAAAAAGUUUGUUGCAAAGAAAAAACCUUAAAUGUACUCCACCAUCGAUAAUUUUAUCAUAAAAAUGUUCUUCAUUUCGA